This is a messenger RNA of Eublepharis macularius, 1890 nucleotides long. Its product is annotated as vomeronasal type-2 receptor 26-like. The coding region runs from base 1 to 1890 and encodes 629 amino acids. Gene Ontology annotation, biological process: G protein-coupled receptor signaling pathway. Lineage: Eukaryota; Metazoa; Chordata; Lepidosauria; Squamata; Eublepharidae. Gene Ontology annotation, molecular function: G protein-coupled receptor activity. Gene Ontology annotation, cellular component: membrane. The transcript is spliced from 8 exons. The record is from RefSeq and is a predicted model, not a curated record.
AUGAAAUACUACCACUGCCCAUUUCCACACAACUGCCUGUUUCCUUUGAGCAUCAACCUCAAGAAGACCUCUUGGUUCUUCGAAAGGAACUACCAGCACACCCUGGCCGUCUUGUUCGCCAUUAGCGAGAUCAAUGAGAAUCCCAGACUCUUACCUAACAUCACUCUGGGCUACAACAUCUAUGAAAAUUACCAAAGUGCAAGGAUAGCUUCUGAGACCACCGUAGACCUCCUUUGUACUGGGCUACACCACUUGGCUUUCCCCAACUAUUUGUGUGGAAAGCAGGAGGAGCCGCUGGCGGUCCUUCAGGGUGGCGAUGACCAGGUCUUCUUUCAGAUGGCCACUGUGCUGAGCAUCUACAAAAUUCCUCAGCCCCGCACCAAGGAGGAAGUGGCUUCCAAAGCACCCCGCAAGAAGCACCAGGCAGGGCGGGGAGCCAAAUUACGGGCCAACCCACAGAUGGGCCAUGUGGGUUUCUGGGAGUUGCAGUACUUGGGCUCCUUAUUGCCUGUGGAAGAACCAGAUGUCUCUGAAUGGACUCUGGCUUGCACAGCCACCUUCAAAGGCCUAAAGAAUGCCCUCGACCUUCUCAAUGCCUCUGAUGCCUCUGAUGCAGGUUUGGGGGCCACAUACUUGCAUGAGGCAGAGGAAAAGCUUCAUCCUUUUCUGAGAAACAUCUACUGUAACACGACAACCAUAAAGAAUGUGCAUUUUAACGAGGAUGGGGAAUUAGUUGCUGACUAUGAUAUUCUGAAUUUGGUUGUCUUUCCUAAUGGCUCUGCCGUGAGAGUGAAAGUCGGGGGUCUUGAAAUCCAGGCUCCCUCAGGCCCGGAGCUGAACAUUCAGGAGAACGCCAUUGUCUGGCCCAGCUGGUUUAACCAGACACGACCUCGAUCCGUAUGCACCAAGAGCUGCCUGCCUGGAUACAGCAAGAUGGUUCCAGAAGGACAGCAGAUUUGCUGCUAUGAUUGUGUACCAUACUCAAAUCAUUGUGAGGAGUGUCCAGUAGAUCAAUCUUCAAAUGAGGACAAGGAUCAAUGUGUUCCCAAAAGGAUCGUAUUUUUUUCCUAUGAAGAACCUCUGGGGAUCAUCAUGGCUUUCUUUGCACUACUCUUGUCCCUGACCACAGUCACUGUUUUAGGAAUCUUCCUUAAAUUCCUGGAAACUCCACUUGUCAAGGCCAACAACCGGGAUCUCUCCUACAUUCUUCUCGUCUCCCUCUUGCUCUCCUUCCUGUCCUCCUUCCUCUUCAUGGGCCAGCCUGGGAAGGUGACCUGCCUCCUCCGACAGACUGCCUUCAGCAUCAUCUUCUCCACUGCUGUCUCUUCUGUAUUGGCCAAAACCAUCAUGGUGGUGGUGGCCUUCAUGGCCACAAAGCCAGGGAACACGAUGAGGAAAUGGCUGGGGAAGAGCUUGGCAAACUCCACUGUCAUGACCUGCUCUGGCCUUCAAGUGGCCAUUUGCAGUGUCUGGCUGGGAAUCUCUCCCCCCUUCCCAGACUCCGACAUGUUCUCCCAGCCUGGACAGAUCACCCUGCAGUGCAACGAAGGGUCUGUCGCCAUGUUUUAUACGGCCCUUGGCUACAUGGGCUUCCUAGCUGCUGUCUGUUUCACGGUGGCUUUCCUGGCCAGGAAGCUGCCUGGUUCGUUCAAUGAAGCCAAGCUGAUCACCUUCAGCAUGCUGGUCUUCUGUAGCGUCUGGGUGUCCUUUGUGCCCACCUACCAGAGCACAAAAGGGAAAUACAUGGUAGCCGUGCAGAUCUUCUCCAUCCUGGCCUCCAGUGCUGGCUUGUUGGGCUGCAUCUUCCUUCCCAAAUGCUACAUCAUUGUACUGAGGCCUGGUCUGAACACAAAGGAGCAUCUUUUGCUGAAAAAGAUAGAAAACAUGUGA